UCCAAAACCGCCGCGCCGAAUUUGAUUUCGAUUUCAAGAAAAAAUGCGUUGAAAGAGUUAAAUAAAUCAAAAAAUGGGGAAAAAAACAGCAGCAGCCGCAUCGAGUGGAUAUCGCUUGAGUCCUGGUGAGGUAGAAGCGCUUAUUCAAGAAGAAAAACGAAAACGAAGAAUAAAGCGAAUUCUACAGGUUAGAGAGCAAGCGAAAUCCAAUGCAGCGGACAUCCGACAGGCGGUCAAGGAGGAAGAGGUAAAACAGAAAAAAGAACUUGGAAAGAAAAUAUUGAAAGAAUGGGAGAGCGAACGUGAGGAGAAGCUCAAACGUCUUGAACAGGAAUAUGACGCAUGCCUGCGGACGAUCGGACAAGGUCACGCAGAGGCAAACUAUGUAGAAAAGGAGAAUCGUGAUUUCGCCAAACAGCGCCUAUCGGAGAAAGACGCCGAGAUUGCCGCCGCACGUCAUCGUGACGCCAUGCUCCGUGAGCUGGACGAGCGCCGCGCCGAACAGAUGGAGAGAACAAAACAGAUCCGGGCCAGGAAAGCUGCCAUUUUGAAGGAAAAGGAGAGAGCUGCUAAAGUUGCCGCUCUGCCACCGCCGAAACCAGACCCCUGGGCUGAGGUUGAGUUGCCAAAACACAAACCAGUGGUACUGGUCGAUGCUGAGGCUUUCUCUUCUACAUACUUCCACAUGGUGGAUGAGGACUAUGCAGUGCAGAAGGCUAUGUCCUUUGAACAGGUUGGUAACAUUUUCUCCACUAAUAAUACGGGGUUCUCCACAGAGUUUUGUCAAGGUAGGGAGGUACCCUUGAUAUUCAAGUAG
Molecule: messenger RNA, 817 nt
Organism: Lineus longissimus
Lineage: Eukaryota; Metazoa; Nemertea; Pilidiophora; Heteronemertea; Lineidae
Product: centrosomal protein of 295 kDa-like
Exons: 7
Coding region: 74-817 (247 amino acids)
Molecular function (GO): microtubule binding
Source: RefSeq, a predicted model, not a curated record